Molecule: messenger RNA, 1932 nt
Organism: Auxenochlorella protothecoides
Lineage: Eukaryota; Viridiplantae; Chlorophyta; Trebouxiophyceae; Chlorellales; Chlorellaceae
Product: Cullin-3B
Exons: 13
Coding region: 1-1932 (643 amino acids)
Biological process (GO): ubiquitin-dependent protein catabolic process; protein ubiquitination
Cellular component (GO): cullin-RING ubiquitin ligase complex
Molecular function (GO): ubiquitin protein ligase binding
Source: RefSeq, a predicted model, not a curated record
AUGUCGCUGGGCAGAGGCGGCAGGCUGAAGCUGGACAUGUUCACCCAUCCGGUUCGGAAGAAUCUGGAUCACUCAUACUUUGACACAAACUGGGCGCUACUGGAGAACGCCAUCAAGGAGAUCAACAACCACAAUGCCAGCCGGCUCAGCUUCGAGCAGCUGUACCGCACCGCCUACCAGCUGGUGGUGGACAAGUUUGGGCACCGGCUGUACGCCGCCGUGCGCGAGGCGGAGGCCGAGUACCUGCGCGGCGUGGCGGAGCGCCUGGACCUCCUGCCCUCCCCCUCCUUCCUCCCCGGGCUGAAGUACGAGUGGGAACGGCACAUGAAGAGCAUGGGCGUCAUCCGCGCCUUCCUCCUGUACAUGGAGCGCAUGUACAUCCCCAACCAGCCCCAGCUCGCGCCGCUGAACCAGCUGGGGCUGGACCUGUGGCGCGACGGCGUCGUCCGCGCGCCGCGCAUCGCGCCGCGCGCGCGCGCGCUGCUGCUGGAGGCCGUCGCGCGGGACAGGGGGGGCGAGCUGGUGGACGCCUCGCUGCUCAAGGCCAUCACAAGCAUGUACAUGGACCUGGGGCCCGUGGUAUACCGCGACGACUUUGAGACCCCCUUCCUGGAGCAGACCUCCCUGUUUUACGCGGCGGAGGCCGCGUCGCUGCUCCAGGCGGCCGACUGCCCCGCCUACCUGGCCGCCGCGGCGCGGAGGCUGGAGGAGGAGCGCGCGCGCGCGCAGGCCUACCUCUGCCCCGCCUCCGCGCCGCGCCUGCUGGGCGCCGUGGAGCGCGCGCUGAUCGGCGACCAGCUCCCCGCCCUGCUGGAUCUGCCCGGCACGGGGCUGGUGCCCAUGCUGCGCGCGCGGCAGUACGACGACCUGCACGUCCUGUACCGGCUGGCGGCGCGCGUGCCGGGCGGGCCUGUGCUGGUGCAGGAGGCGCUGGGCGCGCACCUGCGCGAGGCGGGCAAGGCGCUGGUCACCGACCCGGAGCGGGCCAAGGACCCGCUGGCCUUCGAGCGUGAUGUCUGGGAGAACCUGGUCGACAAGGCGUUUGCCGGGGACAGGCAGUUUGUGUACACUGUCAACCGGGCCUUCGAGGCGUUCCUGAACCUUAACCCGCGCUCCCCGGAGUACAUCUCGCUGUACAUGGACGACAAGCUGCGCCGGGGUCUCAAGGGGACCAGCGAGGAGGAGCUGGAGUCGGCCCUGGACAAGGCCAUCCUGCUGUUCAGGUUCCUGCAGGAGAAGGACGUGUUUGAGCGCUACUACAAGCAGCACCUGGCCAAGCGCCUGCUGCAGGGCCGCAUCUCCUCCGACGACGCAGGCAUGGCGGGGAAGAGGUCGUGUCUGACGUGGCAGCCGGGCAUGGGCACAGCAGAGAUCAAGGCCAACUUCGGAGGGAAGCGGCACGAGCUCAGCUGCAACACGCACCAGAUGGUGGUGCUCAUGCUCUUCAACGACAGUGACCGGCUCACCACCCGGGAGAUCCUGGCCGCCACCCAGGUGCCGGACGCCGAGCUCCGGCGAGUGCUGCAGAGCCUGGCCUGUGUCAAGGGGAAAAACGUCCUUCGCAAGGAGCCAAUGAGCAAGGAGAUUGGGGACGCGGACGUGUUCUCCGUCAACGACUCCUUCCAAUCGCGCCUGUACAAGGUCAAGAUCGGCAUGGUGGUGGCCCAGCGUGAGAGCGACGAGGGGAAGGAGGAGACACGGGAGCGCGUGGAGGAGGACCGCAAACCGCAGAUCGAGGCCGCCAUUGUCCGCAUCAUGAAGGCUCGCAAGCAGUUGUCGCACAACAGCAUUGUGAGCGAAGUGACGCGACAGCUGGCUGUGCGCUUCAUCCCCAACCAGCAGGUGAUCAAGAAGCGGAUCGAGAGCCUCAUCGAGAGAGACUUCAUGGAGCGGGACGCGACAGACAGGACGCUGUACCGCUACAUAGCCUAG